Erigeron canadensis is the source of this 1662-nucleotide messenger RNA. Its product is annotated as F-box/FBD/LRR-repeat protein At1g13570-like. Gene Ontology annotation, molecular function: protein binding. The record is from RefSeq and is a predicted model, not a curated record. Lineage: Eukaryota; Viridiplantae; Streptophyta; Magnoliopsida; Asterales; Asteraceae. The transcript has 4 exons. Bases 201 to 1190 code for a protein of 329 amino acids.
CCCCUUCCGCUAUCAGACUAUCUCCUUGCUUCUUCUCUUCUUAAUUUCUUCCACCAUCAAACACCAACAUUUCACCCAUCUGCUCAUCAACACUCCGUAUCAUCCCUCGCUAUAUCUCUCUUUCUAAUAAUGGGUUUGUUUUUGUGAAUGUGUAUUUGAGCUAAUUGGUGACAUCAUCUUCCCCUGGCCUGCAAAGAACAAUGGAAGUGGUUAAUUGCUUUGAAGUUUCACCACUAGAAGGAGAAGAAGAUUAUAUUAGCAGCAUGCCAGAGAAUGUGAUCGUUAAUGUUAUGGAUCGUUUGCCCGUAAAAGACGCGGUGGGAACUAGUAUUUUGUCUACAAGCUGGAGAUUCAAGUGGACUCUUCUCACAAAACUCAUACUUGAUGUAGAUUUCUUUGAUGGUUUAGAUAACCACUUUGAUAAAAAUAAUAUAACUAAACUUCUCCUCCAUCUUAAAGGUCCAGUUACGAAUUUUAAACUCUUCGUAAGCAAUCGCUUCAAAAUAGAUUUCGAGGAUAUUUAUCAUUGGGUUAUGCUCCUAUCUGGAUUACGAGGAUUAAUGGAACUCACUUUAAUGAAUUGGCGUCAACUGGUUAGGUUGCCUACCCAUCUUUUCUCUUGUCUAGAGCUGAGACAUUUGACGUUUAAUCGCUGUGUUUUCCCCCAUGGUUUUCUUGGUUUCCCAAAGCUAUUGAGCUUACACUUGGAACAUGUAUAUAUUCCAGAUCACAGAUGUGGAGAAUUAAUCGCUCAGUGUCCCUUACUUGAGACUUUGCAAAUUUCAAGUUGGAAUGCCAACCUUGGAGGGGUAUUGAAAUUGGUCGAGAUUGCAAAACUCAAAAAUCUCAAGGAGUUAUGUUUGUCAUUGUGUUUGCUUGACAAUUUGACCAUGCUCAAACUUUCCACUGUCUUCCAGCAAAUGUCUCUUCUUCCAAAACUUCAGGAGCUUUCUUUAGAUUUUGAAAACUGCAAGUUCUUGCCAGAAGAUGUUGCUCUAUAUCUGGUCUCCAGCAACUUUCCCUUCCUCAAGACUCUUGAAUUAUGGGAAAUGGAUUUUAGUAGUGUUUCUAUGUUAUCAUGUGCUUUUGGGAUUCUUUUUGGCUGUGCAAAUCUGCAGAACCUUAGUAUCACAGCUAUAUACAAUAAAGUUGUCCCACUGCCUGCCAUAUGUCUUCCGGAGGUAGACUGAAGCACAAUGAGGCAGCUGCAGCUUCAGCAUGUGAUCUUAGGAUCAAUAAAAGGUUUGGAAAAUGAAGUAUGUUUGAUUAAGCAUAUGCUGGCUUGUUCCCCCAUGCUAAAGAUUAUUUAUAUUCUACUCAACUCGUCCAUAGAGAGAAAUGGAAAUGAGAAGUCUAAGCUUGAAAGCAAGCUGUUGAAGCUCCCUCAAGCCUCCCCAAUGGCGGACAUUAUCGUCAAGUUUGAUGGUGAGGAAUGGAAAUGAGAAAUCUAAGCUUAAAAGCAAGCUGCAGAAGCUCCAUCGAGCCUCCCCAAUGGCGGAGAUUAUCGUCAAGUUUGAUCAAGUUUGUUAUUGUUUGGACUAAUUUGUGUGGUAGGAAAUCACCUCCUCUAUAUAUUUGGUGUAAUGAAGAAUUAAGACCUACUUCAUAUUCUGUCUUUGCAGAAAUCUGAAAUGUGAUCAUUGCUCGACUGAUUAAGCAUUA